This is a messenger RNA of Bacidia gigantensis, 1596 nucleotides long. RefSeq lists its product as uncharacterized. The transcript has a single exon. The record is from RefSeq and is a predicted model, not a curated record. Lineage: Eukaryota; Fungi; Ascomycota; Lecanoromycetes; Lecanorales; Ramalinaceae. Gene Ontology annotation, biological process: fungal-type cell wall polysaccharide metabolic process. Bases 1 to 1596 code for a protein of 531 amino acids. Gene Ontology annotation, cellular component: fungal-type cell wall.
AUGGUCGUCCUCACUUCAGCUUUACUUUCCCUGCUGCUCCCUGCCGCGGUGCUGGCCAGGCCUAAUCAGCAUGAAAGGCUGCAUAUGAAACACAAGCGCCACGGGGAUUUCUCUGACAUUCACCCAGACGGCAUUCAUGGCGGUCCACCAACCAACAUCUAUCCUCACCCCACCGGUACCUCCGGUGCGCCAUUCCCGAUAGGAAACACAACCACCGUUGCGCCGACCGGCACUGGUACCGGCGCAAGCGUGCCAGGAGGAGUGGUGACAAUUUCGUCGGUCAUCAGUAUCGUUCCGGUGCCCAUAAGCAGUGGUCAGUCCGUACCCGCAGAAUCACAAGGCGGGAAUGGCGGCUCCCCCACGCAGCCAAGCGGGUCUGGUGCGUCUGGUGGACCAGGAGGGAAUGGGGGCUCGGGCUCAGGAUCUGAUCAAUGUGGUCCUGCUACUGUCACUGUCACAUCUGCGAAGACUGUCACUGUCACAGUGCCAGCCGCUGGUGCCCAAUCACAAGGUCCAGCUCCUGUACAGAGCUCUCCAUCCUCAAAUGAAAGCUCAUCGCCGGUUCAGCCGAAACCUGAAGCCAAAGCGGAGACCAAGCCCGAGAGCAAACCUACGACUCAGCCAGAAUCCAAGCCUGAGCAGAAGUCCACUGGGAACAGCAGCCCUAUCGCAAACACCCAGCCAAAACCUCCGACUGAACAGAAGCAGGAGAAGCCUGCGAGCUCACCUGCAAGCAAGCCAGAGACUAAGCCUGCGGAGGCCUCUACUCAGAACUCAAGCCCCAUUGGCUCCAACAACCAACAGUCACCCAGCAAACCCCAGACUGAGCAGAAGAAGGAACAGCCAAAGGUGUCACAGUCCGCACAGCCUAGUCCAUCCUCCAAACCGACUGAAGAAAAGAGCUCUCCGUCCGGUGGAAAGAGAGGCAUCCUUUACAAGACACUUGAUGAAGCCAACGGUAUGAAAGGCAUGUCAUGGGGCUGCAAUUGGGACUCUUCCCCCAUGCCCGCCGUCGGCCACGCUCAAGGCAGUUUGGAUUUCGAAUUCGUGCCUCAGCUUUGGGGUCCCGAGGACGUCCACACCAGCAUCUGGGCUGCCAACUCCCAGGGAGCCAAAUACGUCAUGGCCUUCAACGAACCCAACCAGCCCCAGGGCGCUGGUGGGUGCGGUCCCAUGGAUGCCAUUGCUGCGGUUGGUCCUUAUGAAUCCAAUUUCAAGGCCAACAAGGACGCCGGUCAGAAGAUUGUCUCACCUUGCGUCAGCAACGAGGCUCACGAAUGGCUCGACACCUUCAUUAGCGCAACCAGUCUCAAGCCAGACGCCGUUUGCUUCCAUUGGUAUGGUCAGAACAAAGACGAAUUGAAGGGCAUCGUCGACACUUUCAAGGAUCUGCAGUCGAAGCACGGUGUUCCCGAGCUCUGGCUCUCUGAGUUCGCGGUCAAUGGCGGUCUCGCACCUAGUGACAUGCAGGAUCUGCUCAGCUAUCUCGAGAGCAGUGGUGUCGACAGGUAUGCCUACAACGCAGAGAAGAUGGCUGUCCAAGCGGGUCUCAAGGAGGCUUACCAGGCUAUUGCUUCUUUGAUUGGGGGCAACUAG